CCAUUUGCCAAUCUAGACGGCUAAAACUUAAUAAAGAGCCGGCUAAUUUUGAUUUGACAAACAAGAACUUGUUGAACGGCAAAAGAAAUUCAAACGAUACGACAUUGCUGACUGUGUUCAAUUAGAUUAAGAUACAUUGGAGUAUGAAGUAGCAGUAGAUGGAGGUACCGAAUAGUACUCGACGUUGCUCAAUAAAUUGGUCUGAUCUCCCUAUUGAAGUUAUUCAGUCGAUUGCUGGAUUUCUCUCUAAAACCAACGAUUUACUGAAUUUUGGAGUAGUGUGCAAAGAAUGGCUUCGUGCAGUUCAAAUUUCCACCUUUCUACCCCACACUUUAUUUUUUGAUGUUUCUAAAAAGCUCAUAUCUUCCUCCAUUUUCAUUCUCUUCCCACCUAAUGCCACUCAAGUUUUUCCUUGGAUGGUCCUUGUUUCUGAGACCACCCAAGGAACAAUCCAAUAUUUUAGCCCCUUUUCCCGAACUCUUAUAUCUUGUUUACCUGAAACGUUUGAUUAUAACCAAUGGCAGCCCACUAAGCUUGCCACCACAUUUCAUAUAAUUGCCAAUGACCACAGCCAGACUCCAUUCUCUUCUCAUUUCGGCAAGUACACUAAAUUGUCACGCUUAUGUCCAUUGGUACGUUCCAUCGAUCAUUACAGUCUCUUGUCUUUAUCCGAUGUUGGUAAUGUGCAUGAAAUUUGGCCAUUUGAGAAAAGAGACCGCACUGCAUCCACAUUAUCCGAAAAGUUUCAAAUUAAUGAUGUUGUAGAGUACAAGAGGUAUACAUAUACGCUACGUAAGAGUGGAGAACUAUUUGCAUUUGGUACAAGUUUUUAUAGUCAUCAUCACCGGUGUUCCAUUUCUAAGGCACGCGGAAUGAAUGCUCGGAGAAAACGUUUAGUAGUGUCUUUAUCAGGGAACAAACUCUACUUGAUUGUACCCAUCAGAAAAUGGGCGACACGUCUCCAAUUGAUAGUUUACAAGUUGAGAGAGUAUAGAACAAGCUCAUGGGUUUGGAGCGAAGUGGACAAUUUUGGGGAUAGUGAUCAGGUGCUAUUCAUCACUAGAGAUAUCUGCUUUUUUGUUGCAGCUGCUAAAUUUCCAAAAUGCAAGCUUAAGAAUUGCAUUGUCUUCUCUGAUGACGCUUUCCCUAUUUGUUCAACGCCUUGGGAUUAUGAAGGUAAAAUUGGGAAUCAAAUAUCAGUUUUUGAGUUGGAUGGAGAUCAUCAAUACAGCUUUCCUUCAACGAUGUAUUCGGGAUUGCAGAACAUCUGUUCUACUUUCGCGCCAUGUUGGGUUUCGCUCAAUGCAUAUUCCCGUUUACAGUCUGAUCAAUCUCAAAGGAUUCCAGAUAAUGAUGCAGAAGGAAUGUUCACAGACUCAUCGGGGAUCAACUCUUCUACCAAAGAGGAUCAAGAUAAAGAGGCAUGUUGUUCUGUAACUGUCAACUUUGAAGGGGUUAAAAUCAACUCUAAGUUGUUGCCAACACUACAAGCGAUUUGGGCAAAACAUGGAAGCCUGAUUGGAAAAGAAACCGUUCGAAGCAAGCCAAUACUAGCUUGUGUUUUGGAGUCAUUGGCAAGGCUCAUCAUUACUCUUCAAAACACUACCGGAAGGAGUUUAACUGAUUCCGUAGUUGAUGACAUCAGCUCAACGUUCUCUGACCUUCAACGCGCAGGCUUGAAAGUGAACUGGUUAGCUCCAGCAGUUGAAAAGGCAUUGAACAUAUAUGAAAGCAGGCCAAAAAUAGAGUCUAUAAUGGUCAAGAGUAAGCGGAAAGCUCAAAUUGAUAAAGAAGUACGGGAGUUCCUUGCUCGUAAUAUUAAGGAGAAGCAAGAACUAGAGGAUGAUAUCGCCUACUUGCGUGCUAGGAUUCCUUUUCCUACAGAGGUAAUAGAUUUGGAUGAUAUAUUGGGAAAUGAACUAAUACCAAGAGUUUAAUUUGCAAGUAAUUUGAUUUUGGAAGCUUUAGAAACUACUAAUGGCUACUUAGGGGAAUGUUUGGCUGUAGCAACUAGCAAGUUAGCAACAUAUUCAACAUAUUUUGUAAAUUAUGCUUUUGGGGUAAAGGAUUGUAAAUUGCAAGCGAAUGUGUUGCAUAUUUUGUGAAAUGUAUUAUGAACUUCGUUAUCAAUUAUCAGUAUUAACUUGAAAGGAGUAAA
Molecule: messenger RNA, 2158 nt
Organism: Amaranthus tricolor (Joseph's coat)
Lineage: Eukaryota; Viridiplantae; Streptophyta; Magnoliopsida; Caryophyllales; Amaranthaceae
Exons: 5
Coding region: 159-1937 (592 amino acids)
Molecular function (GO): protein binding
Source: RefSeq, a predicted model, not a curated record